Gamsiella multidivaricata is the source of this 2711-nucleotide messenger RNA. RefSeq lists its product as uncharacterized. The record is from RefSeq and is a predicted model, not a curated record. Gene Ontology annotation, biological process: RNA 3'-end processing. The coding region runs from base 341 to 2638 and encodes 765 amino acids. NCBI's taxonomy places the organism in Eukaryota, Fungi, Mortierellomycota, Mortierellomycetes, Mortierellales, Mortierellaceae. The transcript is spliced from 3 exons. Gene Ontology annotation, molecular function: nucleotidyltransferase activity.
AGGGCUAACGCUGGCCGUUAACACACGAACGCAGCUAUGACGCUGUUUGCAGAUGCCGACGGUUUCAUGGACGAUGUUCAACACUGUAUUCUUUUGACCAACACCAUGACAUGACCUGUAUCUGUGCUUUGAUAAAUUACUUCAAGCUGUCCAAGCCUUGGUCGCUCUCCCGGUUAUGCUUGGGAUAGUUACAGUUCGAUGGGUGUCAGAAUUCAAGAGUAUUGCUGGCCAGAUGCAUAGGCGCCCUGACUCUAAUUUCCAACGGACUAUGGAAUGGUCGAGGACGAAUGCCAUUGUUUGGAAGUCUAAUUAAAUCCAUAGCGAGCUCGAACAGUCACCCAUGUCCACAUCAACCGAACCCAUUCCUCUCUCCUUUUUUCUUCAUUCAUUCCAUAACACUUGUCAAGAACAGGAAUCCGCCAUGUCCGCCGCGACCUCAUCCGCCCCUCGCGCACUCUCUCAGGCCGAGCUCCAAGCUGAACAGGCCAGGGACGAUGGUGACUUUGUCGGGAUCCUCUACGACACUAUCCUCUACGAACGCGCCUGCAACCGCCUCGAGACCCAAAAAAAAUACGACUUCCCUCUCAAGUAUGAUGAAAUCGCCUACGACUUCCUCGCGGCCUACCGUCUCUGUCUCGAGCCCAAGUUUCUCGCCAACCGCCACACUGCCGUCUUCUCACACUUCAUCCUCCAAUCUAAGCUUUUGAACGCCAAGGGUGUACGGACCUGGGCCCUGGAUCAUUGGGGCCGCUACGAGAUCUUUCCCUUGGACGAUGAAUCCCAAUUGAUGGAUGGUGCGGGUAUCGAUGAGCUGAACGAGAACGAUUUUAGUGAUUAUGACGAGGUCGAGCAGGGAUUGAGCCCCGUUCGGAAGAAUGUUGGGUAUGAGGGUCCUAUGCUUACACGUCGUCGACAGGGACACUAUGGUGGACCAGUUGCGGAUGGACAAGCACAUCGGGAGAUGUUCUCGUUGGGUUAUUCGGCCGUGUACAAACAUUCGCAGGAUAUGAUCGCGGUAAUCAUUGCGCACCUUCGAAAGCGCGUUUGGUAUCAUGAUGGUUCGGGAGGCGACGUUGUCGAGAUUCAAAACAUGGGUGUCGACGGCAAGGACUUCAGGAGGGGCAAUCGCAAUGUUAACGGCGAUCUCGAUGCAAGAGUAGACCAGGCGAUCAAGGACGUCAAAGGCGUCAAGAAGUACACUCGCCAAUUUAACGGCAAGAUCAAGCGACGGAACCAUGAGAGGGCCUUGGCCAGGACCGUGAACGGCGCCCCAGGGUUCUGGCAAGGGGUAGUGCAGAAUCGAGACCCACCAACGGAUUAUUCGGACUCUGAAGCUGAGGAUGCAGGAGGCUCCGAGGCGCAGGGAGUCGAUACGGCGAUCGAUAAGAUGGCAGCGAUGUAUCUAACAGAGUACACAGGGAGCCCUAGGAGGAUCAUCCGCUUUUUACCUGCUUCCAGGUCGAGCGAGACCUUGUACGACUGGAGAGGAGCAAAUGACGAACUGCGCCUAGUGGAUUUGGCACCUGAGGAAGAAGACACCAUCUUCUAUGGUCGCUUGACCCGAGAUAUUAUGGCGAAGUAUAAGCAACUGCUUCCACCGACUGGACUGAUUGAGAGGCACAAGGAAUUAAGAGAGUCGCUCCAGAACAUCAUUUCGGGCGCUUUUCCAGCCGAGGACUUCGAGGUCGAGGCAUACGGAUCGUUCGUGAGUGGACUAUUAAUGGCAAAUAGCGAUGCCGAUUUCUGUAUCACAGGCCCCAAUAUCCACAGCCAUGAACAGCUCAACAACAUGUCCAAUAUAGCCAACAUUCUCUCCACCCGUGGCCAGAUGAAAAACGUUGUUGCGAUCCCUGACGCCAUGGUCCCGAUUGUCAAGUUCCAGGAUCCGAAAACCAACAUGGAGUGUGACCUUAAUACAGGCAACAAUCUCGGCGUCGUUAAUUCGGAGUUGAUCCGGGUUUACACCACGAUCGAUGAACGCGUCAAGCCGUUCCUGUACAUAUUAAAAGCUAUCUGCAAGGCGCAAGGAAUCAACGACUCUAGGAGUGGAUACCUCAGCAGCUAUGCGAUCACCUGGAUGGGUAUCGUCUUUUUGCAGCAGUCUAGUCUGUCGACGCCCUCGGGCACAGCCUGGGGAUGGGGAUCGAGCCCUUUGCUGCCGAAACUGCAGCAGCAGCCAUUUGAGCGGAUGAAGGAACUCACGUUACGGAUCAACCACAACACCAAGAACAUUACGACAAGCACCCCAAGUCUUGUGAACUCGAGCAAGAAUGAUAUGGUCCACUGCCGAUUCGAUGAUAAUAGCGAUGGCAAGCACACGGGAUCGGGUCGCGCGAAUAAGAAGUCGCUUGGGAGGUUACUGAUCGAGUUCUUUGAGUUCUUUUCGCGCCGUUUCAAUUAUACGGAAACGACAAUCCAUGUGGGCAGGGGCGGGAUGCUGCCAAAGACAAGCAAGGAACGGCAUAAUGAGAGCCUUCGGUUACCGACGUUCAGGGUCGUGGAUCCAUUCUUGCACCAUCGCAACAUUACGGGGACGUGCCGUGGCGAGACCUUGGGCAGGGUGUGGAGAGCAUUUGAUCAUUCGUAUCGCAUGUUGUGCGCCGGCGAUUUGGAGGGCGCCAUGAGGCAGGUGGACUAGGUGUGUAGCAAGCGUGAAAUAGAUAAAGCACUUGCGCAUAUAGAUAUAUUUAAAGAAAAGCGUUUAUUAUGAU